Molecule: messenger RNA, 681 nt
Organism: Meloidogyne enterolobii
Lineage: Eukaryota; Metazoa; Nematoda; Chromadorea; Rhabditida; Meloidogynidae
Source: the annotation of a GenBank genome assembly
AUGGAGGAUAAUUACAACGCUGCUUCACAGGCUCUUUCAGUUUCUUAUGAUUCCUCUGUUUGUCUCAGAUCUCAAGCAUUGAAGUUGCAAAUUUAUGGUAAUGGACUGUAUGACCGAAACGGAUUGCUUUUUAGCAAGAUCGAUGAAGUGUUUACCCAAGAUUUCCGUGAUCGCGUAAAUCAAGAAUUGGAUUCUUUUAAAAAUGUUGCGACUGAACAUAAAAAUGAAUUCGGAAAGGCUAUUCACAGCACAUUGUCAACAAUGAUUAAACAGGUUAAUGAUGGUGCGUCAUAUUCAUCAGAUAUGUCACAAUUAUUUGACAACACUACACAAAAGAUGGAGAAUUUUGUUGAAAAGGAAUUUGUUCAAAUUCAGUCUCCAGGAAAAACUCCAAAACGCAAGCUUUUAGGUUCUGAAUUGAAUGAAAAUCUUGUUUACAUCCCUCCGCCUAAAAAACUUUUUGAAGAGCAGAAGGGUUUGAUUACUCCAAAAAGGAUGUCAACUAUAAACGGCGUGAUUCAUUUUUGGAUUCUUCAUUUGUCUCGUCACUUGUUUCGUCUGAUACAUUUAAAGUGUAAUUUGCAAGAAACAACCUUGACUAGUACGACAAAAACGGGAAGACUUGAACCAGUUGACGAAGAGAAGAAGAAUGAGUGUGGUACUUCCUUAAGCUUUAAAUGA